AGUGAUAAAGAAAAGAUCAACCUUAUCGCUAAGCUGAAGCAGAAUGAUAAAGAUACUGUUGCUAGAGUUGCGAAAUUAGAACAGAAGCAAUCGCAAGAUGAUGAAAAGAGUAACUUUAUUGUUAAAUUAGAUGAUGACACCAGGGAAAACAAUUAA
Molecule: messenger RNA, 156 nt
Organism: Diversispora eburnea
Lineage: Eukaryota; Fungi; Glomeromycota; Glomeromycetes; Diversisporales; Diversisporaceae
Source: the annotation of a GenBank genome assembly